UCCACUUUGAUGAACACAGCACAGCGAUUCCGUCUCUCUAUCUUUGUUCCUAAAUCUACUCAGAGUCCUGGAAGCAUUACUUCAAAUACUAUGUCAAGAGCCACCCAGCUUUCCCAAGCCCGCGCGAGCGUCGACAGCAAACAAUGCAUGUCAAUUUACGAAAAAUGGGCUUCCACCUACAACGACGACCUUGCCGAGUCGACCGGUAACUACGUCGCUCCGGUCCUCGCUGCCCAAGCUGCUCUUCGCUUUGGUUCAGACAACCCCGCCAAGGCUGUAAUCUUGGAUGCCGGUUGUGGAACCGGGCUCGUGGGACAAGCUCUCUCGCGGGGUGGCGCAACCAUCAUCGAUGGCGUCGAUCUAUCUCCGCACAUGCUGAAGGUGGCGGAAAAGACUGGCGCAUAUCAGAAUCUCACUGUUGGAGAUCUGACCCAGCCGAUCGAUGCGCUAGAAGAUUUCUAUGACAUUGUCAUGUGCGUCGGUACCUUUACACAUGGCCACGUCGGCCCUGACCCUGCAUUGAGGGAGUUUGUCAGGGUUGCCAAGAGAGGCGGUCUCAUUGUUGCAACCAUCAUUGACGAGCUAUGGGUAUCAGGAGGAUUCAAAGCGGAAGUCGAGAAACUGGAAGCGGAGGAUCUAAUCAGGGUCGUUAGCAUGGAGCUCGAAGACUAUGUGAAGGGGCGCGGGGACAAAGCAACACUGGUCAUUUUGGAGAAGAACAGCACUGCUUAGCGAACACGAGGCAAGGCUAUCCUAUUGCAGCGAGUGCCGAAUGGGAGAGGGAUGCGUAAUUGUCCCAGGAUCGGAUCUACGUAGAUUGGUAAAACCCAUCGAAUUGGAUGCUUGUUUUAGUUCUUUUGACAAGAUUUGCGCAAACAUAUGAAUAC
Dothidotthia symphoricarpi CBS 119687 is the source of this 887-nucleotide messenger RNA. Its product is annotated as S-adenosyl-L-methionine-dependent methyltransferase. Gene Ontology annotation, molecular function: S-adenosylmethionine-dependent methyltransferase activity. The coding region runs from base 10 to 732 and encodes 240 amino acids. Lineage: Eukaryota; Fungi; Ascomycota; Dothideomycetes; Pleosporales; Dothidotthiaceae. The record is from RefSeq and is a predicted model, not a curated record. The transcript has a single exon.